AUUCCUUACCCAGCAUUCCAUUUCGGCUCCUGGCAGGCCUUCCCCAGCCUUAUGCAAAUGAGAGCAGCACAGUAGCUUUGACUGCAGAAGGGGAGGGAGGCAGAAAUGAGUUCAAAGGUCACAAGGCUGGUGGAAGGCUGGAACGGUUGAAUGAAAAAAUGAAAAAAUGUAGUGGGUGCCGCCGCAGUCUCCGGCAGACAGGCGAGGAGUUAGUUAAAUGAAGUGAUACUGGCUGCUCGGCGUGAAGACUGCCCAGGACCUAUGCAGGCGUAGAAACGUGCCCACAGGUACAUGUGACAGCGUUGCAGCGAUGAGUGGAAUUUUAAAGAGGAAGUUUGAAGAAGUCGAUGGCUCCUCACCCUGUUCCUCUGUGCGGGAAUCAGAUGAUGAAGUUUCUAGUAGUGAAAGUGCAGACAGUGGAGACAGUGUCAAUCCAUCCACUUCUAAUCAUUUUACCCCAUCCUCAAUCCUGAAACGAGAGAAGCGGCUGAGGACAAAGAAUGUUCAUUUUAGCUGCGUUACCGUUUACUAUUUCACGAGGAGACAAGGUUUCACCAGCGUUCCCAGUCAAGGAGGAAGCACGUUGGGCAUGUCCAGCCGCCAUAACAGUGUGCGUCAAUACACUCUUGGUGAAUUUGCGAUGGAACAGGAAAGGCUCCAUAGAGAGAUGUUAAGAGAGCACCUCAGGGAGGAAAAACUUAACUCUUUAAAGCUGAAGAUGACUAAGAAUGGUACGGUAGAGUCUGAAGAAGCCAGCACUCUUACAUUAGAUGACAUUUCAGAUGACGAUAUUGACUUAGACAACACGGAGGUAGACGAAUACUUCUUCCUGCAACCCCUGCCAACAAAGAAACGAAGGGCGCUGCUUCGAGCCUCCGGAGUGAAAAAGAUUGAUGUGGAAGAAAAACACGAGCUGCGGGCCAUUCGCCUAUCACGAGAGGAUUGUGGCUGUGACUGUAGAGUAUUCUGUGAUCCGGAAACUUGUACUUGCAGCCUUGCAGGCAUCAAGUGCCAGGUGGAUCGGAUGUCUUUCCCAUGUGGUUGCACUAAAGAGGGAUGUAGUAAUACAGCAGGUAGGAUAGAAUUUAAUCCUAUCCGAGUCCGGACUCACUUUUUGCACACAAUUAUGAAACUCGAACUGGAGAAAAACCGAGAGCAGCAAAUUCCAACGCUGAACGGCUGCCACAGUGAGAUCAAUGCUCACACUAGUUCUAUGGGCCCUGUUGGCCACCCUGUGGAAUAUUCAAUUGCAGAGAAUUUUGAGAUUGAAACAGAACCCCAAACAACAGUGAUGCAUUUGCAGUCUGCAGAGGAAUUGGAUUGCCAAGGGGAAGAUGAGGAAGAGGAAGAAGAUGGGAGUAGCUUUUGUAGUGGAGUUACAGAUUCUAGCACACAAAGUCUAGCACCAAGUGAAUCAGAUGAAGAGGAAGAGGAGGAAGAAGAGGAGGAAGAAGAUGAGGAAGAUGAGAAAGGGGAUCAUUUUGUGGAGGGUCUGGGCACCCACACCGAAGUUGUGCCUCUUCCUUCAGUUCUCUGCUAUUCCGAUGGCACUACAGUCCAUGAAAGCCACUCUAAAAAUGCCUCUUUUUACACUAGUUCUUCAACUUUAUAUUACCAAAUAGACAACCAUGCCCCAGGCACCACGAAUCAAAUUCCUGAGAACUAUUCUGAAAGAGAUACUGUUAAAAAUGGUACCCUUUCUCUGGUGCCUUACAGCAUGACAUCUGAGCAGUUUGUUGACUAUGCCCGACAAACAGAAGAGAGCUAUGGUAGCUCCCAUUACCCAUCUGCGAACCCCUCCGUAAUAGUCUGCUGCUCUUCGUCAGAAAAUGAUAGCCAUGUGCCAUGUAGUAGCUUAUAUCCUGAACACAGGCCAAACCACCCACAAGUGGAAUUUCACUCUUAUUUAAAAGGUCCCUCCCCAGAGAGAUAUGUUUCCGCUUUGAAUGGCGACAGUCAUAUAGUUGAGCAUCCUGCUGAAAAUUCCUUAAGCCUUUCGGAAAAGAGCAGAUUGCACGAAGAGUGUAUCAAGUCAUCAGUGAUUGAGACCGUCCCCGUGUAG
Gracilinanus agilis (Agile Gracile Mouse Opossum) is the source of this 2062-nucleotide messenger RNA. RefSeq names its product cysteine and serine rich nuclear protein 3 (gene CSRNP3). Gene Ontology annotation, molecular function: DNA-binding transcription factor activity, RNA polymerase II-specific; sequence-specific DNA binding. NCBI's taxonomy places the organism in Eukaryota, Metazoa, Chordata, Mammalia, Didelphimorphia, Didelphidae. The coding region runs from base 311 to 2062 and encodes 583 amino acids. The transcript has 5 exons. Gene Ontology annotation, cellular component: nucleus. The record is from RefSeq and is a predicted model, not a curated record. Gene Ontology annotation, biological process: regulation of transcription by RNA polymerase II.